This is a messenger RNA of Podospora pseudopauciseta, 3441 nucleotides long. RefSeq lists its product as uncharacterized. The transcript is spliced from 2 exons. The record is from RefSeq and is a predicted model, not a curated record. Gene Ontology annotation, cellular component: membrane. The coding region runs from base 616 to 3441 and encodes 941 amino acids. Gene Ontology annotation, molecular function: ABC-type transporter activity; ATP binding; ATP hydrolysis activity. Gene Ontology annotation, biological process: transmembrane transport. Lineage: Eukaryota; Fungi; Ascomycota; Sordariomycetes; Sordariales; Podosporaceae.
GGGAAUCCGACGACACGCGGUCCGAGAUGAUUAAAGUCCGGUGGUUUCCCUCCGUCGUACACGACAGCACCCUUUCCCGGUGCUCGACAUCGUCUAUACGCCCUAUGCAGACACCGAAAUGGCGACUCGAACUCGAUCAUCAGACGCUAAUCCAUCCAAGACCAGUCCAACACACACACAGAGGAUCCAUGUACGGCCGUUGUUUGACGCGAGCACAAGUGGCGGUCAUAACACCCACACACCCUCUAUUCGGGUCCGUCCACUAUUUGAUCCGUCAGCUACUGCUUUUCCCAAGGCCAAAUGGGCUGGGGGUCCUGAAAGAGAUAUCUCCGAUGACCUUCAGAUUCCUUUUCUACCACUUCACCCACCAUUAGGGCCCACUUUUCUUGACACUGAAGCAUGUCUUUGUCGACGCGAGCCGGAUCCAGCCAUAUCAGAGAACAAGGCGGGGAGUCUUCUCUGGCGAUGCUCGGGGAACCAAACGGUAGCUGAUAUCGACUUCACCACGGGAAAGUGGUUCAAGCCCAUCAACAACGAUGGAAAAGAUGCCCGCCAAGUCCUAGAACUACCAAUGAACGAUGGAUCGAACCCCCCGCUGAGAGAACACCCCUUUCGAUGGGAUCACGAAUCCUCGUCUUUGGUCCCUGGAACGGAUGGCUUGGGUGUUUGGGACCAAGCCUGCACGGGAGAAAAUCGAACCUCAUUCUCGACAUCAUACUACCGUGCCGUAGAGCAGCGAGACAGAAACGAAGCUCCAGUGGACGCAGCCCCAUGUUGGAGACCUGGCGCAGUACCCUUGAGGUUGCAGGAUGUGGACGACUGGAAGACGAGAGGAUGUCUUCCUGGCUUUCAGUGUCCGUUUCUCCGCUGGUAUGGGAUCGAGUUGCUAGCUCGCUAACUUCACUUCUAACAGGCCAAAACAAUACAGUCAACUCAUUGCCGCAGUUCUGUCCCCCAUUUGCCGAAUGCCAGAUGGCUCGAUUGGGUUACCACGCAUGCGCUAUCGAUGGGACGAACAUUGGGAUGGGGCCGUUCGAGCCGAUCAUCUGUCAAGCUGGGAAUUACUGCCCUCCAGGUGGCAAGACUACCUUUAGCUGCCCAGCCGGCCACUAUUGCCAGCCUGGAGCAGCGACACCCACCCCCUGUGCUGUUGGCAGUCUUUGCCCUGAGGGCUCCUCGUACGAACGGUACUUCAUCCCUCUGGGGGUCUUGAUUGCUCUCGACAUUUUUAUUAUCAUUGGAAUCAUCAUCCUCCGGUUCCGCAGUCGUCUUUCAUCGAGCGCCCAGGUUCAUCACAGCAGCUUGUCGAAGAAGCCGGAGUCGACAGUCGUUGGGUUAGCGAGGGCAGUAACCCGGCGCAAGUACAAAAGGAUAUCAGAGGAGGGUGAGAGGUCAGAUGAUAUGGACCAUGAGAUGCGAGCUGUGGGCAGUCAUCCACCGCUUGGUAGGGGAGAUGUUUGGGCUGGCUUUCAAGAAGCCUUGACCAUGCCUGUCCGGUCGUAUCGAAAUCCGGAGGGAAUUAUGAGCCCACAAGGAGAAGACCUGGAGAAGAGCCUUCCGCCCCAGAUUAGGGCCUUCAUCGACUCGAUGCGCAAGGCAACUGAUGCUUCUGAUAUUGGUCUAUCAUUCGGUUAUUCUCAGCUUGCGUUUCAGCCAAAAGGAACCAGUCGCCCAAUUCUGCAGGAUAUCACUGGCUCCAUCCGAAGCGGUACACUCACUGCGGUCAUGGGUGGUUCUGGAGCAGGGAAAUCAACAUUUGUCAAUGUCUUGAUGGGCAAGAUUGAGUACACUCACGGCAAGGUGGAGGUCAACGGAGUACCUGGGAAGCUGGCGCGGUACAAGAAGCUGAUCGGCUAUGUCCCCCAAGACGACAUCGUUCUUCCCGACCUGACAGUGCGGGAGAACAUUAUGCACUCUGCACGGAUACGCCUUCCUCGCACUUGGACUUCACAAGAAAUUGAGAACCAUGUUACCGCGGUCAUCGACUGCCUCGAGCUCUCCCAUGUCCGGGACUCUCUGGUUGGCAGUGUUGGAAAGCCUGUCAUCAGCGGUGGUCAGCGGAAGCGUGUCAGCAUUGGUAUGGAACUUGCCGCAGCACCAAUGGCGAUAUUUCUGGAUGAGCCAACAUCUGGUCUUGACGCCACGUCAGCAAGCUCCAUAAUGCGCACCCUCAAGGCUAUUGCGAGACUUGGCAUUUCUGUGAUUGCCAUCAUCCAUCAGCCAAGAAUGGAGAUCUUUGAAAUGUUGGACGACUUGAUUUUACUCGCCAAUGGCCAGCAGCUCUACGAAGGGCCAGAGUCGGGUGUUCAGCCGUUCUUUGAGAAGUUUGGUUACAUCUUUCCGAAACAUGCCAACUAUGGUGAUGUGGUGACGGAUAUCAUCACUGGGAAUGGAAGGGCGUACAAGACGUCUGGGGAUAUCUCAAAGGAUGCUUUGAUUGCUAAUUGGGUUGCGUGCCGGAAGGAGAUUCAGAGUCCGGUGGUGCCCACGAUGGAAGUGUCGCGGCCUGGUAGCCCUGAGAGUGGUUCGUCGACUGCGGGAGACGACGACAAUGAGCGGAGGAAUACUCGUGUCUCGGUGGUAAGACCUGUGUCACCUUUUACUGUCAACUUGGCCACUGCAAAGUCAAAGCUCCGUCAAAGCAGUGCUUCAGUUCUGGCUGUCGGGAAUUUCAACGCAAGCAAGGCACCCCUUGGCCGACUCCUCAAGAAACGCGGAGCCUCACGGCUCAAGCAGUUCACCCUAUGUCUAUCCCGCGCGUUUCUUCAGCAAUACCGCAACCUGUCCGUUUUUUGGUUUGAAGUUGGGCUUGCCGCCCUUGCUGGGUUUCUGUUGGGUCUGGCAGAGAAUGCGAAGAAUGGUGUGUUGUUCAUGGGACUUUACCACCGGCCCUAUGAGAUUCUUUCGACUGCGUCAGACUUCAAGUCAGCCCCCGAGAUGGCGUUGUUGACAGCCAUUGCUAUAGGUCUUGUCUCAGCCGCUCCGGGGGUGCGGGUGUUUUCCGAGGAGAUGCUGUUGCACAGGAGAGAGGCGGAGGCGGGGCACUCGAGGCUGGCGUAUUUCAUGGCGAAGAGUGUUUCUGUUUUGCCGAGAAUGACGAUGGCGUGCAUGCACUUUACAGUGCCGUUGUGGUUGUUGAGCACGCCUAUCAUGGGAUGGGGAUUGGGCUUUGCCGCGAAUUUGUGGUAUUUCUAUUGCAUUUUUGGACUGGCGAGUGUGAUUAGUAUGGUGGUCAAGAGGGAGGAUGCACCGCUGUUUGCAACGAUGAUUGCGUUGAUUGUGGGCAUUUUGAGCGGAGCAGCGCCGCCGUUGAGCAGUGUGCGAAACUGGCUAGAUACUAUCACAACAGCUCGAGUCUCGGAAAUCCUGCAUUCGGCUAUCGCGGUAAAAACAAAGGAUGGCCACCUGAUCUCGAUCAUCUACUCGGUUACCGAAGUCUGA